This is a messenger RNA of Ceratosolen solmsi marchali, 797 nucleotides long. It is a transcript of the gene Sec20, whose product is annotated as vesicle transport protein Sec20. Gene Ontology annotation, cellular component: SNARE complex; endoplasmic reticulum. Gene Ontology annotation, molecular function: SNAP receptor activity. NCBI's taxonomy places the organism in Eukaryota, Metazoa, Arthropoda, Insecta, Hymenoptera, Agaonidae. The transcript is spliced from 3 exons. Gene Ontology annotation, biological process: retrograde vesicle-mediated transport, Golgi to endoplasmic reticulum. The record is from RefSeq and is a predicted model, not a curated record. Bases 105 to 788 code for a protein of 227 amino acids.
GACAUUAAUGUGAUAACUUAAUAUGUAUUUUUAAAUAUAUACCAUUAAAACAUGUAAUUAUAUCAAUAAUUUAUAUAAAUUUUUUAAAAUUGUAUAUUAAAAUAAUGAUUUAUAAAGACAAAUCAUUUGAACAAGUUUCUCAAGAAAUUAUCAAAAACCAUCUUAAAUUGACAGCUUUAAUUCAGGAUAUACAACAAUGUACAGGCCCAUUAGAAUAUUUAAAUGAGCUUAAUGCAAUUGGUAGAGACAAAAUUACAAUUCUUAGGCAUCACAUCGAACAACUAACAAAUCUAACUAAAUUUGAACAUGAUAAAAAAAAAAAAGCUGAAUUAUUAUCAGAUAUUGAUAAUCACAGAGGACAAUUAUCUACAGCAAUAAUUGCUUUUCGAAAAGCAAAUAUAAAUACUGCUUGGGCAAUAAAUAAACUGUCACGAGAACAUUUGUUAUCAAUGCCAGUUAAACAACAAAUUUUAAUGCGAAGAAAGAAAGAUCAAACUAGUGUAUCAAAAGUAUCUAGGCAGACAACAGAUCAGCUUUUAGACAUUUCAAAAUAUUUAUUACAAACAACACAAAAAAGUGGAGAAACUUUAGACACUUUAGUUGUUUCAUCAGACAAGGUUUUUAGUACAAGAAAAGAACUAGAAGAUCAACAACAAGUUAUAGUACAAUCAGGAAAAUUAUUAGGCAAAUAUGGUAGACGAGAAAUUACAGACAAAGCACUAGUAAUAUUAGCCUUUAUAUUUUUUCUUGCUUGUGUAUUUUAUAUUAUACAAAAAAGAUUAUUUUAAGAUAAAGUU